CCGGGCCUGAGCCGGCGGGUGUCGGCACCACCUCCGGGGCCCGGCCCGGCCCGGCCCGCCCGUCGGCGGCCACAAUGUUCUCCCUCAAGCAGCCCAAAUCCACCUUCAAGUCGUACCUUCUGCCUCAGGCUGACGACAAUAUAGCGUCAGAACCAAGGAUUAAAAAACUGGAACCAGUACUUUUACCAGGUGAAAUUGUGGUGAACGAAGUAAAUUUUGUAAGAAAGUGCAUUGCAACAGACACAAGCCAGUAUGAUCUGUGGGGCAAGUUGGUUUGCACUAACUUCAAGAUUUCCUUUAUUACGGAUGACCUGAUGCCACUGCAGAAAUUCCAUUAUAAAAAUCUCCUCCUUGGUGAACACGAUGUCCCACUCACAUGCAUUGAGCAGAUUGUCACAGUGAAUGACACCAAGAGGAAGCAGAAGGUCCUUGGUCCCAACCAAAAACUUAAAUUUAACCCAACGGAAUUAAUAAUUUAUUGCAAAGACUUCCGUAUUGUCAGAUUUCGUUUUGAUGAAGCGGGUCCUGAAAGUGCAAAAAAGGUGUGCCUUGCAAUAGCUCAUUAUUCCCAGCCAACGGAUCUUCAGCUUCUCUUUGCAUUUGAGUAUGUUGGAGAAAUAUAUCAUAAUCCAGCAAAGAAGGUGAAUGGCAUAGACCCAGGAGGUGGUGGCGGUGGCAUCGGCAGUGCCAGUGGUCAGCAGACUCCUUUGUUUGAAACUUACUCGGAUUGGGAUAGAGAAAUCAAAAGGACAGGUGCAUCCGAGUGGAGAGUGUGCUCAGUCAAUGAAGGUUAUAUGAUCUCCACUUGCCUUCCAGAAUAUUUUGUGGUUCCGUCUUCCUUAGCAGAUCAGGACCUGAAGCUGUACUCCUACUCCUUCAUUGGGAGGAGAAUGCCUUUAUGGUCCUGGAAUCACCCUAACGGGAGUGCCCUUGUGAGAAUGGCCAACAUUAAAGAUGUGUUGCAGCAGCGAAGAAUUGAUCAAAGGAUUUGUAAUGCCAUAACUCGAAGCCACCCCCUGAGAAGUGAUGUUUACAAAUCUGACCUGGACAAGUGUCUCCCCAACAUCCAGGAAAUCCAGGCUGCACACAUCAAGCUCAAACAGCUCUGUGUCAAUGAGCCUUUUGAUGAAACCGAAGAGAAGUGGCUGUCCUCACUGGAAAACACUCGCUGGUUAGAGUACGUUAGAGCCUUUCUUAAGCAUUCUGCUGAGCUUGUCUAUAUGAUGGAGUGUAAGCACGUUUCUGUAGUUCUACAAGAGGAAGAGGGACGGGACCUGAGCUGUCUUGCUGCUUCUCUCAUUCAAGUCAUGCUGGAUCCUUAUUUUCGAACAAUUGUUGGAUUUCAAAGCUUAAUCCAGAAGGAAUGGGUCAUGGCAGGAUAUCAGUUUUUAGAUAGGUGUAACCACUUAAAGAGAUCUGACAAAGAGUCUCCUUUGUUCUUGAUGUUCCUUGACUGUGUUUGGCAGCUGCUAGAACAAUACCCAGCAGCCUUCGAGUUCUCUGAAGUGUACCUGACCAUCCUGUACGACAGCGCCCGCAUCUCCUUGUUCGGCACCUUCCUCUUCAACUGCCCUCACCAGCGAGUCAAGGAAAGCACUGAAUUUGCUAUAAGCAAAAAUAUCCAGCUGGGUGAUGAGAAAGGCCUCAGGUUCCCGUGUGUCUGGGACUGGUCUCUUCAGUUCACGAGCCGGGACCGGCUGCUGUUCCACAACCCGCUGUACAUCGGGAAGAGCACGCCCAGCGUGCACAACGGGGCCCUCCGGACCUUCAAGCGCUCCAAGAAAAACUACAGCUCCACGUUGCGAGGCGUGCCCCCGGCACUAAAAAACGGAAUCAUCGGUGAGCAGGAGUUCCUUCCAAGAAGAAACUCUCUGAUACUAAAACUGAAGCCGGACUUUUUCCAGGCGGCGGAGGGGCAGAGCCACAGUAUGGAGCAGUACUUCAGAGACUGGUUUGCAAAGCCCGUUGAUUUGCACGGCGUCAUUCUGCCCCAUCUCUCUGGAACGCAAAUAAAGCUGUGGAAACUCUGCUACUUCCGCUGGGUUCCUGAGGCCCAGAUCAACCACGGCGGCUCCAUCACCGCUUUCCACAGGGUUUCCUUGCUGGCGGACGAGGUGGACAUGUUAAACCGCAGCCUGCGGCAGUACAAGAGCAACUCCUCCUUGCAAGGCCACUGCUCAGAACUGGAUCAAAGCAGGAUGUACUUCAGAGCAAAUGGUUUAAAUGACACCUCGGGCGCCCCAGACUUUCUCUCCUCCUCAUUCCCAUUUUCUCCUGUAGGGAACCUAUGCAGACGGAGCAUUUUGGGAACACCUUUAAGCAAAUUUUUAAGUGGUGCCAAAAUCUGGCUAUCCACCGAGACGCUUGCAAAUGAAGACUGAGGUGAUGUGGAGGUUUAAAGGUUUGGGGAGAAUACAGCAUAUCAUUUCGUCUUUUCUAACUUAACACUGCUAAAUGCGGCAUUGAAAGCUGUAAUAAUUUUUAUAUACAAACAUUACGUAAGAUUUGCACAAAUAUUUAAAAGCAAGGCAAGUUAUGCUUCAAAUCGCACAAUUUUGUCUUCAGUAGUUCUCAUCUGCUGGGGCUUCUGCUCCCCAAUUCCUCCUGUUCUUGGGGGUUUGGCUCAUUACAAGUGCUAGAGCAUUUCAUUAGCUAAUUGAAAGGCUUGGUGUGGUCGUUAGUGAGGGUUCUGCUUGAAAUACCUUUGUUUUCCCAGGAAGUGACUGAAGUGACCCUUUGAUAAAACAGCUGGGAAAGCCAAAGUAGUGCAGUGGAGAUGAACUGCCAGCUGAAGUCUGGGAAGAUACUAUUUUAUCAGACUGCCUCUUCAGGAGUAAUACUUACUUGCAUAGAUACAAACAUGCUAAUGUUCCAUGACUGAUCAGCCUACACUGUGCUAAUGCAGUGUAUCCAUGGAAGGGCUUGUUCCCUUUUCUUUCUCUCCCCAAAAUGCGUUCAUCAACAAUUGGUCAGAUUUGUGCUCUUUGUCACAAGCUUGACUUUAGACUAUGGGAAUCCACAUCAGGACAAUGCACUGUUAACCUUAAAACAUUUACUGUAGAUAUGGUAUUGUAGUAGCUUUAGAAGUGCCUUUAAUUGGGAGCAAACAGUAGCAGGAUUACUCUAAUGCAGCUGACACCCCCCAGCUUUUUAAAACAGAUUGUUGUGGCAAGUCCUUGUUCCAUCCCCUGAUUCCUCUUCUCCAUUUCUGGACACAACAGGCAUCCAGAAGAAGCAGCAGGUGUUCCCUCUUUGAGGUUAAGUCCCACAAGAUCCUCACCUUUUUAUUAAGAGCACCUCAACUACUUAGCAUUAUAUCCCUGCACAGAUCCCGAUCCAUGCCAAUCCUCUCCUCAUCUUUUGCAGAAUGAAGUAGCUUUCAGCAAACUCAUACUGAGCCCUGCUGGGUUCCAGCGAGGAGCACUGGCUCCUUGUUCGCAGUUCCACGAGGGGUGCAGGUGCUGCAAGAAGAGCAGAGUGGUGCCUUCUUUUUGCAGACUGCACAUCCGUAGGGACAGUGCAAGCACUGCCUGGGGGAGUUACUUCCAACAGCCUCCCUCUGCUUCGUGCAGCAGCCUCCUCAUUGUUCUGAAACCUUUUUAAAUUAUGCCUUUCCCUGGAUGCUGUGCCACAAAAGGACUCACAAGGAGAAAGGCAGGAGUGUGAAGAAUUCCAGGAGGCUGGAGAAAUAGUGAUUCUCAUAGAUUAAGGCUCCUGUCAGCUGCCUUCUCUGAACAGCCAGGCUGUAUUUUGUAUUAAAUUAUUUCUGUAUAAACACCAACGUUGUUGAAUUGCCACCGAGCCUCUAUGCAGGUGUUGCAUCACCAGUUAAGGCACCAGAGGCCUUACACGAUGGACUCAGAGCUGUUCUCAGUUUUCUCAGUGGGGAAAAAAGAAAGCUGCCGGAUGGGAAUACACAGUGUAUUCAAGUUUAAAAAAAGGGGAGGGGGUAGGAUUUGGAGAUCUCUGUUUGUAAACACAAACUGAUCUUCAGCACAGCCUGCAUCACAGAGUGGGGUUUGGCUCCCAGGCUGUGCUGUGCUUGCACUGCUGGGAGAGGGAAGCCAGGCAGGGCCAGUGCAAAGCUGAACAAUGUCGGGGUGGGGGUGCUCCCUUUCUUACCUUACCAAACUUCCAAACCCCGUUCCUAUGCAAAGAAGCUGGUGUGUGUGUGCUGUGCACAGCGUGGGCAGGCACAGGCUGUUGUGACACAACGCCAGGUGCUUCUGGGCAACUGUUUGUGAGGAAAAAACGUGUAUUCACCUCAAUUGCCUGACUAUGCUGCAAGAUGAGCUGAGCAUGUUAAAUGGUCCACAAACCAGUUGUGUUUAUUUCCAAGCUUGCUGGAGCAGUCAUCUCACUUGUUCAUUAUUCGAAUGUUUGUAUUAGUUUGUUUUUGCCAUUCCUCUUUUCCCAUUAGCUAACUGCUUUCCCUGGCCUGAUACUUGACAUGAAGACCUCAACCUGUGUGCUUAGUGUCUUUUGGUACCAAUUUUUUUCCUUUUAAAAGGACAGUUAAAACUAUAGUGUCUUUUUUUUUUUUUUUUUUUCCUUAAAAGUAUAAUUUCUUUGGUCUAAAGGUA
Messenger RNA from Hirundo rustica (Barn swallow), 4583 nucleotides. RefSeq names its product myotubularin related protein 10 (gene MTMR10). The record is from RefSeq and is a predicted model, not a curated record. NCBI's taxonomy places the organism in Eukaryota, Metazoa, Chordata, Aves, Passeriformes, Hirundinidae. The transcript has 16 exons. The coding region runs from base 75 to 2381 and encodes 768 amino acids.